This is a messenger RNA of Vanrija pseudolonga, 2578 nucleotides long. It is a transcript of the gene Recql5, whose product is annotated as ATP-dependent DNA helicase Q5. The record is from RefSeq and is a predicted model, not a curated record. Gene Ontology annotation, molecular function: ATP binding; nucleic acid binding; 3'-5' DNA helicase activity. Gene Ontology annotation, cellular component: nucleus; cytoplasm; chromosome. Bases 92 to 2578 code for a protein of 828 amino acids. Gene Ontology annotation, biological process: double-strand break repair via homologous recombination. Lineage: Eukaryota; Fungi; Basidiomycota; Tremellomycetes; Trichosporonales; Trichosporonaceae. The transcript is spliced from 20 exons.
UGCAUCCACAUUCCACUUGCAGCGCACAAUCCACCAAGACAUGCUUCCAAUCUCACCAUAGUAUUGGCCUCGGCAUUACAUCUUUCGGAGCAUGGAGGACGACGGCGAGGUGUCCGUCUCGGCGGUCUUCCCCCUGCCGUCAGCGACACCAGCUCCUACCAGCACGUACCCGUGCCAGGUGGGAAGUCAGUACGAGGCGAACAACUUUAAACCAAGGAAGUUCAGUCGCGUCCCUUCUGCGACGGAGAGCCAUGCGGCUCUCAGGCGCACCCUCCAGAAGUACUGGGGCCAUAGCGACUUUCGCGGGCCUCAGCUUGAGAUCUGUGCCUACGCGCUCCGAGGCUGUGAUCUACUGGUAGUAGCCCCCACCGGUCUCGGGAAAUCCGUGUGCUUCCAGGUCCCGGCAGUCACCAUAGAGUACGGUAUCACGAUUGUGGUCUCACCUCUACUCGCUCUAAUGCGAGAUCAAGUUUCAAGCCUUCAGCAGAAGGGCAUCGACGCCGUUCAAUUGAACGAGAAGACGAGCAUGGAGGACGUCAAAGAGGUCAAGCGACAACUGAGCAUGGGGCACCCUCGUCUCCGACUCCUCUAUGUCACACCGGAGACCCUCUUCAGUGCAAAGUACCAGGCGGAGUUUGACCUGGCGUAUCAUCAACGUCAGAUUGUCCGCCUGGUGGUUGAUGAGGCCCACGUCAUUGACGAAUGGGGCUCAUCAUUUCGUCCUACGUACCGCCGACUCGGGGAAUUCCGCCUACGGUACCCCACCGUCCCCAUCACCGCGCUAACCGCGUCCGCGACGAGCGCCGUCCGCAAGGACUUGCUUACGAUCUUGAACAUGCCACAGACCCAAGAGCAAGGCCUCGCUCAGUGGGUCGAGCCGUUCAACAGGAAGAACCUGUUCUACGAGAUUCGCUAUUACGGCGGUGGUGGCAACGGUAACAAGUUCAACCUCAUUGCCGCAGACCUUUCAAAGCUCAUCCUCGGCUUCGUACCCGAAGCCAAAUCGAUCAAUGAUCGCCAUCGGGUCACAAUGCCGUGCAUCUCUGGUCUUGUAUACUGCCGUUACACCGCAGACUGCGAGGACAUUGCAGCGCACCUGAAUGAGCGCGGCAUAAAGGCCAAACCGUUCUAUGCCUCCCUGCCCUUGUCAAAGCGGGAGGAAACUCUUGACGACUGGAAAGCGGGCAAGGUAGAGUGUAUUGUUGCGACAAUCGCCUUCGGGAUGGGCGUUGAUCAAGCUCACGUGCGCUAUGUCGUCCACUAUGAUAUGCCCAAAUCAUUUGAAGGCUACUACCAAGAAACAGGUCGAGCAGGCCGAGACGGCCACAUGUCGCGAUGCGUCCUCUACUACUCUCGAGAAGAUGCCUCCCGACUCCGCGGCCUCAUUGACUCUGAGGCCAGUCGCUCUAAGAGAGACGGCCAUGACCAAAUGACAGUCGACCGGAAUAAGCUGCGGAUGGUCAAUAGUUUCAAGGCGUUGCAGAUGUAUGCUGAGGCAACGGGUCUUUGUCGCCACAUCGCUAUUUGCCGGUACUUCGGCGAGCGCCUCGACGACGUUACGCCGGAGAUCAAGGCGAAGUACUGUAAUGGCUUGUGUGAUGUCUGCGCCAACCGAGCCAGCGUCUUUCAACGCUCUUGGUGCUUGACCGAGAGCAUUGACGUGGCCUCGCCCAUUGUCGCGCCAGCGCCAUUGGAGGCACCAGUGUCGAGCUUGUCCCUUGACACUGCGCGCCAUAACACGCUCGCAGCGUGGCACGGCCCCACUGCUCAGCCGACCGUGGGGCCACCACCGGCCGACUCCAGUGUAGACCUCCCUGUCGACCACGACGCAAUGGAGCAGUUGUGGAUGAUGGACGAGCCCCAGAGCUCGUUCCUCGCUACAACUGAAACUCCUUGCCCGCGGUCUCGGAGGGUGGGCCUCCGCCCAAUGGCCGCACCUGCAAACUUGGUCAACCAGGUCCCCACCCCGUCUCGGGUGCAGACCAUUGACCAAGUUGCAGAGAAUGGACUGAGCGGUGCCAUUGCCGUGUAUGGGGAGCAGCGUAGCCCUGGGCAUGCUGAGAGGAAACGCAAGGAGCGGGAGCGAACCUUCAAGGGCGUCAAGCCAGCUACCCCGGGCGGCCCGAGUUCAUUCUAUAAUGUUUCGGCACCGCCAAAGCGGGCCAAGGUAGCAUCUGACUUCAAAGUUCCGUCGAUGACGCCACGCGUGCCAGCUGGUCAGGGCCAUGGCCAGGAGCUCGACAGGACGUUGGGCCUGCAGAAGCUCCAGGAGGCUUUGAAGGCGUCGUUCGCUGAAGGGACACUUGCGGACCAAGUCUUGGCGUACUGGGGCAGGGAGGAGACUGGGGAGCGCCGGAUCAAGUUGAUCCGGAAGGUGGCACGCGAACUUGAGGUUGGACUGGCGAAAGGGGCGACCGAAGCCAUCUAUGUUGCCAGACUUGACGAGACGUGCGAGUCACUCAAGCUUGUUCGCGCCCGACGCGGCGUCCAGCUCCUGGUGGAGGACAAGCUCGCAACAUCAAGCGACGCCCGUGUAGAGCGACUCCGGAGAAUAGAGGCGUGCUUCCGCGCCAUCUAG